Molecule: messenger RNA, 2092 nt
Organism: Erigeron canadensis
Lineage: Eukaryota; Viridiplantae; Streptophyta; Magnoliopsida; Asterales; Asteraceae
Product: SWI/SNF complex component SNF12 homolog
Exons: 2
Coding region: 352-1863 (503 amino acids)
Biological process (GO): regulation of transcription by RNA polymerase II
Cellular component (GO): SWI/SNF complex; nucleus
Source: RefSeq, a predicted model, not a curated record
UAUAACCAACAGAAAUAAUAUGGCCUUGGGAAACGGACUGGACGUUUGGAAGCACCCCUAACCGGAACCCACAAAUUUCACUCACAUUCUCUUUCUCUUUCCCUAAAUCCAAAUCCAAAUCUAAAUCAGAAUCAGUUACAGAUUCUCAUUAUACCAGGUCUCAUCCUAUACUUACAGAUCUUGCUUUUUUAUUUUUAAACAUUGAUUUAAUUUCAUCAUCAUUAUUAACCAAAUCUAUUAUCAAUUUCGUAAUUUAGUGUUUGAUUGCUUUUUAAAAGCUUCCUUUUAGUUUUGUAAUUAGGGUUUUAUAUGGUUUUUGGACUUGCAUUGUAAGACAGUUUAUAUAAAGUAAUGUCUGUUAAUCAUAGUAAUAAUGCCCAAAAGAUUUCCGGUGUACCGUCAAACCCGAAUGUGCAAUUCGGGUCACAACCGCAGUUCGGUGGGGCUCAUGUUCAGGCCCAGUUGAAAGUUCAGGCGAAAGCUGCAGCUCAAGCUCAGGCGAACCAUGCUCAGUUUCAGGCCCAGUUGCAGGCCCAAGGAGUGGCUAUUAAUCAGUCUCAGGGGUCUUUGGUUACUACUAAUAGUGGGGGUGCGAAACGUGCGGGUCAGAAACCCGUUGGACGGCCUCCUGGGGUGGUGAAUUCGAGCCCGAAGAGGGGUACGGAGGUUACACCGCCUGGUCGUCAGAGAAAGAAGCAGAAGGUUGCUGGGAAGCAGUUGCAGGAAAGAAUGGCUGCGAUUCUGCCCCAGUCUGCGUUGUACACGGAACUACUCGAGUUUGAGUCACGGGUGGAUUCUGCUUUGAUGAGAAAGAAGGUGGAUAUCCAAGAAGCUAUUAAAAACCCGUUGAGCGUUCAGAAGACGCUUAGGAUAUAUGUAUUUAAUACGUUUGCGAAUCAGGUUCAGACGAUUCCUAGAAAGGCUAACGAUGAGGCGCCUAGUUGGACGAUGAAAAUAGUAGGAAGGGUUUUGGAAGAUGGGAUGGAUCCUGAUCAGGCUGGAUUGAUGUUGAAAUCGAACCCAAUGUAUCCAAAGUUUUCGUCUUUUUUUAAAAGAGUUACUAUAGGGUUGGACCAAAGAUUGUAUCCUGAUAACCAUAUGAUUGUGUGGGAUAGUUCUAGAAUGCCGACACCUCAUGAAGGGUUUGAAGUUAAAAGGAAAGGUGAUAAGGAAUUUAAUGUGAAUAUACGGAUGGAAAUGAAUUAUCUUCCCGAGAAAUUUAGGGUUUCGGCUCCUUUAAUGGAAGUUCUUGGAGUUGAAGUUGAUACUCGAGCAAGAGUUAUUGCAGCAAUUUGGCAGUAUGUUAAGGCUAGGAAAUUGCAGGACUCAGAUGACCCGUCUUAUUUUAAAUGUGAUCCACCGCUUCAAAAAGUGUUUGGGGAAGAAAAAAUAAAAUUUUCAAUGGUCUCACAGAAGAUUUCAAAUCAUUUAUCUCCACCGCCACCUAUACAUUUGGAGCAUAAGAUCAAGGUAUCGGGAGAUUGUCCUGCUGGAAGUGCUUGUUAUGAUAUACUGGUAGAUGUGCCACUGCUUGUAGAAAAAGAAUUGAAUGCUUUAUUAGCGAACAUUGAGAAAACGAAAGAGAUUGAAGUCUGUGAUGAAGCAAUAUGUACAGCAAUCAGAAAGAUAAACGAGCAUCAUAAAAGAAGGGCAUUUUUUCUUGGCUUUAGUGAGUCACCUGUGGAGUUUAUUGAUGCUCUGAUUGAAUCUCAAGGCAGAGAUUUGAAAUUUUUAACAGGGAAUGCAAUCCGUAAUGAUGAAAAAGAGAGUCAAACCGAAUUCUAUAACCAACCCUGGGUUGAAGAUGCGGUUAUCCGUUAUCUAAAUCGUAGACCAGCUAGAAUCGCUCCCAAAAGCACAUAAUAAGUUUGCAGAUUUGCGGAUGGAACAUGGGUAAAUGGUAAUCAUCUUUUGAAUGUGCUUUGGAAUGUUAUCUUGUGUACCAGGACAAAAGUGAAGCCCCAGGAGGUUUAGCGACAUAUUUCCUAGUUAUAACCUCUUUAAUCCUGUUACAUCUGGUUUCUUAGCCUAGAGAUUUAUUGUAGCUUCCUAUCAUAUGAACAUUUCUGAAGCCAGGCAUUUUUUUUCUCUA